CUGUGUGAUGUCACAGGGAAAGAGCAGAGUAGAUUAGAACAGAAUAGAAAAACCUUUAUUAUCCACAUCAGUGGGAGAUUGCCUUUGGUUCACCAAAUUAAAACACUGAGUGUCACUGCAGAAAUGCAUCCUUGUUCACAAGGAGUUUAACCGUCGGCACUAGGACCCAUCGGACUGUGACCAGCUGAUCUUCCGGCGCUAGGACCCCGCGGACACCGCGCUCCUCUCUUUGUCUCCACCAGUCAGCGCCGCCUCCUCCUCCUGCUGCUGCUGCCGUCCUCCUGUAGUCUCACUCCGAGUCUCUCCCCAUCAGCAGCGGCUGGAUGCUUGCAGGGACGGAAACAUGGCUGUGAAUCUCGGCAAGAACCGGCUGGCCCUGCUCACCGCCUACCAGGACGUCAUCGACGAGACCACGGACACCGACUGGGCCUUGUACACAUACGAGGAUGAAAGCAACGACCUGAAGCUGGCGGCGUCCGGAGGAGGCGGCCUGGCAGAGAUCACGCUGACCUUUGACAGCGGCAGGGUGAUGUACGGCUUCUGCAGCCUGAAGGAGCCCACCGCCGCUCUGCCACGAUACAUCCUCAUCAACUGGGUUGGAGAUGAUGUGGCAGAUGCCAGGAAGUGUGCCUGUGCCAGCCAUGUCGCCACCAUCGCAGACUUCUUCCAGGGGGUGGAGGUCAUCAUCAAUGCCAGCAGUCUGGAGGACAUCGACCCCAUGGCAAUCGGGCAGCGCCUGACCAAUGGGACGGCAGCAGUGGCGAGCCCGGUCCUGAGCCGUCUGAAGACCCGAGAUGAAGAGCACGCAGACGUGGGCACGGUGUACGAGAAGACCAACGCAGAGGUGGAGAUGAAGAAAAUCAAUAGACAGGAGUUUUGGGAGCAGGCCAAGCGUGAAGAGGAGAUGAGGAAGGAGGAGGAGAAGAGGAAGGUGGCGGAGGAGCGGCAGCGCUUCGAGGAGGAGCGAAUGGAACUGGAGAGGAAAGAGCAGGAGAACCGAGAGAAGAGGUACCGCGAGAGGGAGCAGCAGAUCGAGGAGCACAGAAAGAAGAUGCAGGAGGAGGAAGAGGCCAAAGAGAGGUUGCGAAAUCAGACCCCCGUAGCAGCAGAGCCGAGCAUCGAGGACCUCAACCUGGACAAGAAGGAAUCUGAGGUAGAGGAAGCGAAGGCCAUCAUCGCUCAGCGGUCAGGAAACCCUCGAGAGUUUUUCAAGCAGAAGGAGAGAGCCAUGACCAUCAGUGUGGACACCUCGCCCGUCUCCAUCCACCGGAGCGGCCGUUUGGACAGCCCGUUCUUGAGGCAGCAGCACAGUCCCAGCAGCCCCAGUCCGACCCCCCCGCACCGGGGCGCGUCGCCCCUCCGCACCCCGCCACAUGCACGCCGGCAGCCCGCCGCUGCAGCCGCGGACAAUGACGAUGAAGUGAGCACAGAGCGCAACAUGGCCACCGUGUCACCCAUUCCUAAAAUAGUCACCACGCCCAUCAAAGAAGACUACAGCAGGGAUGAGGAGGAAGACCGCGCAGACGAGUGGGAUUCGGUGCCAAAGCAGGACCAGAAACCUCCGGUCCAGGAGUCGACGCCCACCAAGCCCGUGCAGAGUGUCGCCCCGCAGGCCCGCGACUCCUCCGGUGUCUCUGCGUGCGAGUCCGGCACUGACAGCCUGGUUGACCUGUGGGACGGCAGCUCCGCCCCUCCAGCCAAUGCCGCCCAGCCCGCCCAGUCCUCCAAUCUGGUGGACCUAAUGGGAGAUGUUCUCCAUGACGACCUCCCGCCCAGCACUGCUGCCGCCAGCGGCCGGCCUCAGCCACUCCUCAGCUUUGACGAGAUGAUGGACGGGACUUUCUGCUCGGGUACUGGCGCCGAAGACGACCCGUCCAGUUUGGUGGACGUGACGGGCUCUGAUCAGAUGACCCUGAGCUACCAGCAUGCACUGCAGCAUGCAUCCGGGGAGGGCCAGGAGCUGGAUGACGGACAGCUGCUGAUGACCAAUGGGGAGGCUCUGCUGAAAGAAGGCACUCAGGCGAGCGAGGGCUACUUCAGCCAAUCACAGGAGGAGGAAUUCGGGACAUCAGAGGAGUCCUCGGCUAAACCCGCACCGGUCUUUUAUAACAAGCCACCAGAGAUUGACAUCACGUGCUGGGACACGGACCCCGUGGUUGACGAUGAAGACGACUAACCGGCCUAUAUGACACCCACACCACCACCGCCACCGGACCAAGAGGAAGUAGGAAGUGCGCUUCAUGAGGAAACAGAAUUUUUUUCUAAAAAUUAAAAAGAAACAAACAAAAAAAGUAAUAAUAACAAGUCUUGCAUCAAAACUACUUCUGUAUUAUCUUUUAGAAUCAGUAGCCACAGAAAAGAGACAGGGUUGUUGACGGUUUGGAACGAUUUUUUUUUCUGUGUUUAUUUUAUUUAUUUGCUGUUUUCUUUCUUUUUCUUUUUUUUUUUUUGCUAUGCAGAUGUAUUAGCUGGGAGUGGGGGAAUUUUUUUUGUUUGUGUACAUGAUAAUUACACGUAGCGCACUGCUGCAUUUUAGAGACAAUGAAGCCUGGCGUGUGGCCGACACGCUUAGUCUGUAGUACUUCAAUAACACCCUAUAAAACUAAUACAGCCGAUCAAUACAGCUGCCAUGUAUAGCUUCACUCUGUUCUCUUCUUACCUCGUUUUCACCACCCUCCUUCUUCCCUUCCUUCCUGAAAAUAUUCACCUCUGCAAGUCAGUUAAUCUUGUAUUUAGAGCUCACUUCACAGAAACAAGGUGAAACAUUUUAUUUAUUCUGGUGUUUCUCAGCUGCAAUCUGUUCUCCAAGUCAAACUGUGGCUCCUUUUUGACCUUUUUCCACACCUUUUGUAUGAUUUUACUGACUGAAUUCAAGAUUAAAUGGCUUGUGAAUCUGAUUGCUUUUUUCAGUGCACUUUUCUUCUUUCGUGACCUUGUUGAUGAUCUACAGCUCGACUAUCAGCCGUCCCCUCUGAUUCCAUAAGGCUUUGUAUUUUUAUCUCACUUAUAUAUUUACACAGCAAAAAUUUAAAAAAAUGAGCAGUUUUUGCAGCUAAUCUAGAGAAAUUUACUGUUGAUAUUUUUCCAGUUUUUUAGGAGCGUUUGGCUUUAAGGUGUGAAUUUGUAUGAUUCUCAUUCUGUAUUCUCCCAAAAUCGUAAAAAUAGGAUGUUUUUGGAUGUAAGAGAAGUCGGGAUGGAUGCUUUAAUUAAUUUUUUAAACAACAGCAUCAACAGUGAGCAGUGCUAGCUAACAUUAGCUGAAGAGUGAAGGAGUCAUUUAUUUUUAAUCAAUUAUCAAAUUGCACAAAGUUUCACUGAUGUAGCUUAAAAUAGGAUUUUGGUAGCAAAAAGUUGGCAAGGAAGUAGCUAACUAACUGUCACUGCUACUUCAACAAAAAAAAGUCUAGUUUAUUAAAAAAAAAUGUCUGGCUAAACAUUGAUGUGACUGAAGUUGAGCCAAAACUGGCAACAACAUAUUGGUUUUGGGCCCUAGCUUGCCUGCUAAUAAUUCCCUGCUGCAGGCUUAUCAAAGAUAGCAGAAGACUAUUUUCAAAUAAACACUGAGGGCAGAGUAGCCUAAGAAAUAAACACCUGGCCUUGUUUUAAAUUUUUAUUUAGCUAACAUUUCUAUCUAACUGUGGUAAUGGUUUGUGUAGCAUAUCUAAGUUACAGCUUGCUUGCUAACAUUACUAUUAGCUAAACGACAUUUGAGUGCAAAUGCUAGAUAGCUUAGCAUACAUUAUUUUGUGGAUUCCUUUUUUUCAGCAUCAAUGAUAGCAGUGCUUGCUAACAUUACCCAAAAAAGUCGAAUUAUUUAAUAUUGGUAAUCAGUAAUCAAAUCAUCGGCUCCCAGCACAACCAUAAUUGGAUAUUAGAACAAAAAAGAAACACAAAAAAUAAACACUGAAUUUGAUCAUUUUACUAACAAAGCAAGAAAACAAGGUUAUUCAGCUAACUGUUUGGUAGCCAGUAAGUUAGUAGGUAUUCUAACAUUGCUAUUAGCGAAAAGAAAGUGUGUUUAAUUUAGUUGUACUUGUCAGGCCAAAUGUUAAAGUGACCAAAGUGAGCCCAAAAUCAGAUAUAAAUGAGACCUUCCUGCUACUUUUUUGGGUUCAAAAAUGACCCACAGCUAGCUCUUAAUGACUAAUGUUAGCUAAGGCUAGGUAAAAAACACUAGAUUGCAAAUGCAUUAUUAGAUUGAUUCCUUACUUUUAAUGAAUUUUAACAUAUUAAAUAUUAAAAUUAAUUUCAGCCAAUUAGGCGUUACAGGACCUUAAGGGCAAUCACAGGAGGAGGGUCAAAUCAAACAGCUCAUUAAUUUGGCUCAAAAAGCACAGAUUAUGUCACCUUCUUAUUGAGAGUACAGAUAAUUAUGAUAACAAUAUAAUAAUUAUACACACCCGACCUGACCUUAGCGAAUGAAUUUAGCAAAGCCUGCAAGUCAGUUCA
Molecule: messenger RNA, 4449 nt
Organism: Oreochromis niloticus (Nile tilapia)
Lineage: Eukaryota; Metazoa; Chordata; Actinopteri; Cichliformes; Cichlidae
Gene: dbn1
Product: drebrin 1
Exons: 16
Coding region: 344-2176 (610 amino acids)
Biological process (GO): regulation of actin filament polymerization; postsynaptic actin cytoskeleton organization; neuron projection morphogenesis
Cellular component (GO): postsynaptic membrane; actin filament; postsynaptic density
Molecular function (GO): actin filament binding
Source: RefSeq, a predicted model, not a curated record